AUUCACGCCUCUUCUUUCUUUCAUAUUCAGUUUGCCCUUUUUCUUAAUUAUUAUUACUUUCCUUUACCCCAUUCUCCUUCCUUAUUUUUUAACUGAUUGUCUCAUGUUUCCUUCCACGUAAUGUCAAACCUGAUCGCGUUCAUCUUUCCGAGCGGCGCCCAUGCACUAAUGCUGCUCGCCUUUGCCGCUCUAUUGUUCUUCGCCGUACCUACUGAUAUUAUCACCACCACCACCGCCCCUGACGACCUUUACCAAAUAGCUUCGUUAUUACAGCGACGCGAUUAUGCAGUUGCCAUGGUCAAAAAGUACAUUGCCGAGGCAGGGCAAAUCACCAGUCAAGUGCUGCUUCCUCUAGCACUCCAUUGGUUUGAGCAUGUGCGAGUAAGUUCUCACUCUCUCGGACACUUGUUUCGUUGUUUGUGUGGUUAUUAGCCGUAUUAGAAAGAGCGCAACCAAGGAAGAAGAAAAAAAGAAGGUUGCUGUAACGUAGCACACGAACUUUUCUUAAAAGCAAAACGUUACAUGCGCCUAUUCGCGUAAAAAAGUCAAGAAGAAAAAGUUAGCAUGGUGAUAAGCUAAUAAGUUUCUGUAAUGGUGACACUGUAGAGCUGUAUCAGUUCGUCGCUUCC
This is a messenger RNA of Zychaea mexicana, 629 nucleotides long. RefSeq lists its product as uncharacterized. NCBI's taxonomy places the organism in Eukaryota, Fungi, Mucoromycota, Mucoromycetes, Mucorales, Lichtheimiaceae. The coding region runs from base 121 to 432 and encodes 103 amino acids. The record is from RefSeq and is a predicted model, not a curated record. The transcript has a single exon.